CGAUUUUUUAAAAUCUGAAACCUGUUCUAAAUAGCCCUGAAGGUCGAGAUUCUCCUGUAUCAGUUUCAAGUCAAAAUCGUUUUUGCAACAGUGAAAAACAAGAAUCUCGAGAUCUCAAAAGUAGAGAUCUUCGAAAUUGAAAAAAUGCAGAAAUCGAAAACAGAGAUAUGCAGUAGAAUCAUUUUGAAGAGGCGAUUCCAACAAUAUAAUUUCUCCAAAAUUUCGUUCACAAACAAGAUUACAGGAGCAAAUCUCUAUAUCAAUGAAAAAUAGAAGAAAAGCAGAGCAUUUCUUCGUAAGAUACGAAAAACGCAGAUAGAUUCAACUUGUUUCACGCCUGGGCAAACAUUACUUUCUUCGUAAGCUCUUUCCUUCAAUCGUAGUAACCAAUCUUCCCUCUUGAUGAACCCAGUAUACUAACAAUCACACAAUCAUAAGCAAUGAACAAGAAUCAGAUAGAAAGAUAUGAGAUGAACAAACGAAUCUGGUAUACCGUUUUGAGUGUCGCUGCUCUCCCUCGAGAGAGAGCAGCGGAAAACCUAAUCUCUCUAUCUCUGUGCCUCUAUUCUCUAAAGCCUCGAGAGAGAGAGAGAGAGAGAGCAGCGGAAAUGCUGCCUAUUGGGUAAAUGUUACCAUAUUAACAUCAACAACAAAUGAAAGCAUUCAAGGAUUUUCUUAAUCUGGCUUACUAUAUUGAUCUUUUACCCGACUAUAUAUUAUUACCUCCGUCUAAAAAAAUGUCAUCUUGUAAACUUUAAACCAUGAUUUUACUUUCAUUAAGAUUAUGGAAGUUAUAAAUUUUAUACUUUUAGAGAAGUACUUUUAGCAAAAAAAAAAAUUCUAUAUCAUUUUAAUAUUAUCAAUAAUUUUUAAUGAAAAUAUAUAAUAGAUCAAAAUUUUAAAGAUGGCAAAGUCAUUCAGAAUGCAGGUAGUAUUAUAUACUAAUAAACAACAAUAAUACCAAUGAUGACUUCAUAUCACUGGAAGCAAUUGUAAAUUUUGACAUUACAUUCUUAUAUGACAAACACAUACCUCUCUUCCUUUUUCAUAUUGGCCUGCUAUUGAUCCAUUGAUAUUUAAAAUAUAAACACAAACAAAAAAAUUAAAUUGGCCAAACCCUAAAAGGCCAAUCAAUAUAUGAAUGGAUUGGACUACACAACAUUGAUUUAUGAUCUAUUAUAGCUUUUGUUUUAAGGUAGAUAGGAAACAAUUUGUUUUUAUGUGGGGUUGUGUAAUACUCUAUUUAGCCUAAUUUUUUUAUACUUGCAGUUGUUUCUAUGUAAUAGUAAAUGAAAUGUGAUUAUUAAUAUACACAACUCUGUCACUAUUUAUGAAAUGGCUCUUUUUUUUAAACUUCAGUUACUUGAAUCAAGGAAAUUUUCCACUAUCAAUCAAUUGCUAGAGCCAAUAAAUAUACUGACAGAAUUGAUCAAACAAAAUUGAUAUACCACUCAAUAAACUUUUGAUUUAAUAGAAAUGACACAAUUUGUUUCCCAAUUAAAUGAUAUUGGUACUAUGAUCUAGCCGACCCUGUUUUUUGCAUUGUCAACUCAAGGUAUUUUCUAUCUAAUAUAUACAUUAUAUUAAAGUACAUUGAGAUUAUACACCUAGCUAUCUCAAAUAUACAAAUACACCUAAUAACACUAAUGUCUCUUCAAAUAUGGAUCUUUAGCUCCAAUCCAAUUUCCCCCCAACACCUUAGACUUGUAUUCUAGUGUGUAGAUUGGUAUAAAUAUCAACUAUUAGGUUUGUCGUCCCAUCAUAAGCAUAUUCUAUAAUUUUUGUUCUUCAUAAUCAUUUUUAAAAUAGAGCAAUGAUAUAUGCGUUAAUAAUACUUCAUUUACAACCAAGUAGUAAAAUCAGAUUUACCCAAAGUAUAGUCUGACAAGGGUCUUCUCUUUGGAUCUACUGUUGCGGAUUUAUUGAGCUUAGCCAUAGUCAUGAACUCUCAACCUUUACACAAGAAUGUGCCACAUAGGGAUGAAGUAAUACACCAACUUUUCGGACCUACUGUUCUCUUUAUCUGGAAUUUGUCACAUAGGAAUGAAGUAAUACACAAACUUUUUGAAUAUACAAACAUUUCCAAUACAUGCAUUGAGAAACAAUAUUUACCAAAAAAGAAGUUUCAGUCAUCGUUAUACAUGGAUUUUCAUAACAUAAUACAGGAAAUGGGUUUUGAAAAUUCCCAAAAGUUUGACACUUAUAUUUCAUGAAAAAUAUUUGAUUCCAAGUCAAAUUUCACCACCAAAGAUUGACAAUUUAAUAUUUCAUUCUAGAAGAAACUUAGGUAACUAAAAUUGAUAUUUCUUUUAGGAAUUGUUAUUUUUUGUAUCUUCUGUUUUUUAUAUUUUGGUUGAGAGCAUUGAGUUAUGCAUAAAUGAGCUUAUUAUCAUCCUUUUUGCAUUAGCUGCACCAUUGCUGCAAUUUGUGGCUACUCCCUUGUAGUUCUUGGCUUCUACAUCUUCUACUUAUGCUCCAUCGACUUGUAAACCCAUUUUCUUUCUCCUUUUGUUAGUUCAAGUAUUGUAAUUUUCAUUUCUCACUAAGAUAUGAACUUACUUGUAUGGAAUAUGAAUAUAUAUGUGCAUGUUGUUACUCUUUCAUACUGCAGGUUAAGACUGAAGAGAGAAAGAGAUGAGGCUGGAUAAUUGAGUGGGUUACUCUAGAAAAGAAUACGGAGUAGUAUUUAUAAGGAAGUGAGUGAUCUUUCUAUAAAGAAAAUUCAUACACCAAGAACAGGCUGGCGAGUUUUGAUUGGCUGAAAAUACACAUGCCCCAAUGAACAGGCUAGCCAGAAUGGAUGGGCUGUAUUUUUUUGUUACAAAUUUUAAUAUAGAGUAUCUUUUAGAGAUAUUGUGUGCGCAUGCUCCUUGAAACAACCUGGCGAGACUUGAUUGGUGCUAAAAAGUAUGUGUACUGUUGAAUUUUUAAUAGUAUUUCUACUACGCACAUGUACGGAUAAAGACUCUCACAGCUUUAUAUACUUCGUUGCAGCUUUAUAUAUAUAUAUAUACCGUAACAUCGUUGUAGCUUUAUAUACUUUAACGUGGUUGCACUUUUUCAUCAAGAGUACCAAGAAAGUUUCCAUACUUUUUAGACUAAUUUAUUUUCUUCUUUACCAAGCAAUAUUUUUUCAAUGUUAGCUUGCACUAUUUGUUGAUGUUGACAUUUUCAAGUGGGAAUACUGUUGAAAAAAUAGUGUCAAAAACCUUUUGCGUUUAUAUAAUGAUAGAUUAUACCGAGUACUAUCAAGCAUAUAACUACAAGUUUUUAAAGAAUUUAAAUAGUACAAAAGUUAAAACUAGAGAUUUAGAACAUCUCCAGGUCAUGUGGAUUGUAUAACUAAAAAAAUGGACACAUCAUAUGGUGUGAAGGGAUGUGGGGAUGACGUGGAUUAAUAGAUAAUCAAAUAAACAUUUUGACUCCAAUGAGACUAUUCUUUUACCUUGGGUGUAGUUAUGUGAUUCCAUCUUGGUGCGUCCUUGUCCACCCCGUAAGCAAUCAUUGCAUAUUUUAUUUCAAUACAAAAUCAUUUAAUUAAAUUGCAGAAAAUUAAUUGUGUGAGUUUGAAAAAGUUUGGAUGGAAUUUUUCUCCUUGAAUCAACAGGGAUGGAACCCAUUAAAAUUAUCAAGUCAAACUAAAAUGUAAAAAAAUACACAGGCUUGAAUUUUGUGCUAGUUUGUUAUCUUUUUCUAUGGCGCAAAACGGCAAGAGGAUAAGAUGUUGGGGAUAAGAACCAAUUUCUUGCACACGAGUAGUUUUAAUUUGUUUUCGAAAAAACAAAGUUUUGUACUCCGUAUUACGUAAUUUAAUUUACCCAGUCAGCAUUAUAAAAAAAAUUACCCAGUGGUAUGCCACUAUGCUGGUUGCUAAUACGGUGCCGUUUUUUUGCUUUCCUGCUUUCAAAAGUCCAUUUUCCCAAUAUUCCGGAAGUCUUCUUCCUCUUUCCUCCAGGUAAGUACUUUCUUUCUCUUUAUUUUUCUUUUCUCUUUUCUUUAACUCUUCUCUUUAACAUCAAAAUACUAAAAAUUUAUUUGUGAUUUUACUUAUCUUUAUCUUUAACUAAUUAAAAUAUAAAUGAAUUUACAUUUUUUCUUUAUCAAAUUAUUACAAAAUUUUAUUAAUCCACAUAAAAUAAGUGUAUUGUAAUAUAUUUUAUACUACUAUUUUAUUAAUCCACAUAAAAAGCAUAUUUUAUUGAUCCACAUAAUAGUUGAAUCUAUUUUUUUAUUCUCUAUCGAUACAUAACAAAAAAUUUAUAAAUCUAAAUAAAAUAAGUAUAUUGCAUUUAUAUUCAUACACUGCUUUUAUUUCUGUAAUAUUUACAAUAUUCAUACACUUUUUUGUAAUAUAUUUUUUAUAUUCAUACACUUUUUGAAAUAUAUUUUUAUACGCAUACUCUUUUUCUACAAUUUUUUUUAUCUCUUAUAUGUUUUUAAGAACUUUUAAGACAUUGAAUUUGUUUGUUUUGAUUCUUGGAGUUACAUUUGAAGUUACAUCUUCUUAUGUUAGUUAUGUAUGAGUUGCAUCUUAUUAUGUCUGAGUUACAUCUACUUAUGAGUGAGUUAUAUCUAACUAUGCGUGAGUUGCAUCUAGUUAUUUGUUAUUUUUGUUACACCCAAUUAUCUUUAAGUAAUUAAAUUACUACUAAAUUAACUUCUUUCUUUACUACAAAUUUUGUAUUAGCCCACAUAAAAUAAGUAUAUUGUAUUUCAUAAUUAUACAAUACAUUCAGAGAAUAAAACUCCUAUUUUUCAUUAUUUACAUUGAAAUUAAUGUUUUAAUUUUUAUAUUCCAUUUUAGAUAACUUACAUUUUAACUUGAAAUAAAUUACAUUUCUUAUCAUCGUGAGUUACAUUGCUGGAAACACGGGUUACAUUUGUAAUAACACAAGUUAUAUCAAAAAAAUUAACCUCUACUAUUAAAAAAAUGAUUUUUUAAAUCCUUUGAUUCCUUUUUAUGUUCAUGAUAUUAAAAACAAAACAUAUUCACGAUUUAAGUAAAGUAAUUAUGCAUUUAGACUCUCUUUUUUAUUGUUUACAUUUUUCAUAAUGUGAGUUACACCACAAUAAGUUACAUUUGAAUACACUCUAUUUACAUUUAACAGUAGCGCGAUUUACAUACCAAAACAAAGGAUUUACAUCAUGAAAAAAAUUGAGACAAAUACAAGGGUACUCUUCACGCGAAUUUUACCCCUGGGAGUACGGUGCUCACCAUGCACCGGUUGCAUUGUAUACGGAGCUUUCUCGAAUCCCACGUCCAACUUCACAGGAUGUUUUUUUUAAUUUCCACCUCACCAACGCACAUCUUAAACACAUUUGCGUUGGAGAACAUAUUUUUACAUCCAUUUUAUAUAUGUGGCAGUGCAUUCUUUUAGAAUCCACACUACCAUUAAAGAUGCUCUUAUACUUAUCAAACAUGCACUUAGCAAGAUUACAAAUUUUCACACUUGUCAACGCAUCACUUGACCGUCAUUACAUUUAAUUCUAUUUUAGUAAAGAGAAAUUAAAUUUCAGGUUAUGAAAAUUUCUAAUCACAUGAAUUCAAUAAUAUCUUACAAAAAAAUAUUCUCAUACAUUACUAAAUAAAUGUAGUCAAAGUAGAGCAUAUAAGUGCUAUGUAGUGUAAAAUUAUCCAUGUUACAAUUAAAAGAACAGAUAAUAGUAAGGAGUAAGGAUGUUUUUAGUUGGACUGGAAUUUUAUGGUCUGGUAUGGUCUGAUUCGGUAUGUUCGCAUAUGUCUAAUCCUGAUCUAGUCAAGUUCAAUCUGAACUUGUGUGGUCGGGUAGAUGUCUGGUUUAUGCGUAUUUUAUAAUUGUUGAGGUCUAGUUUGGUCUGGUCUGAUUUAUUUAAGACUACUCUGCGUUGGACAUGAAAAUAUUCCAAAAAAAACAUCCGCAGAUCGCCCUUGUGACUGUACUUCCGUUCCUCAAACUUGUGCUUCAUUAUACAUCCUCUUAUAUUAGUAAUUAACAUUAUAAAUAGUAUUACUAAUUCGCCUAACACCUAACUUUUGAUUUCGCCCGCUAAAAUGUGUAAAAUCAAAAUAAGUAAGGUUGAAGUUAUUUUUCUAGCUAAAUUGGGUGAAGUUACUAUAGAUGAUCAUUUUAGCUAUUUUCAUAUAACUUUUUCUUUAUUUUAAUAAGAAAACAUAUUUUCAAAAUGUAUACUUUUCAUAAUUCAGCCAAUCCAACCGCUUUAAUUAGAAUUUAAUCAAUUUCAACACAAUUUCAGCUUAUGAAGCACACAAACUCUCAGAAAAGUGUAUGUUUCCGUUUCAGAAACUCUGCGGAAAUUCUUGGAAAACUCAUUACAUAAUUGUUUCUCUAGUAAAAGAUGACGUUUCCCGUUUCCCAUGAUUUUUGCAUUUCAAUGCAACAUAAAUUUUAGUGCUAGUAAACGGGAUCUUAGUCUGUGUUUAAUUUUUAUGAGUGUUUCCCUCUUUCUAAGUUAUUAGAAUUUGUUAAACUGUGUUAAUACGUUUUUAUUAUAAGUACUAGCCUAGGUACGCCCUAUGGGCGAGAGGUUGGUGCCCAAUUUAAGCACGACUAAAAUACUUAUAGGUACGUUCGUCUCAUUUAUGGGGACUCCAUAAAAUACUUAUGGGCGAGAGAAAUGCAGACUCCAUUAAAAUACUUAUGGAGACGUUCGUCUCAUUUACCCAACACAAGUCCCCCGGUGAGGAUGCUCUUCCCGGUUGGCUUGGGCUAUGGGUCCAAAAAAAAACGGUCGUCCUCUGUCGCCUAUCGUCCUCUGGACCGUGGGCUAUGGGGACGUUCGUCCCGGUUGGCUUGGGCUAUAGAGACGUUAGUCCCGUAAACAAUGGCCGUCCUCUGUGGCCUAUCGACCUCUGGGCCUUGGGCUAUGGGGACGUUCGUCUCAUUUACCUAACACAAGUCCACCAGUGAAGAUGCUCUUCCCGGUUGGCUUCGCCUAUGAGGACAUUUGUCCCAAAAACAACGGCCGUCCUUUGUCGCCUAUCGUCCUCUGGGCCUUGGGCUAUGGGGACGUUCGUCCCGGGUGGCUUGGGCAAUGGGAACGUUCAUCCCAUAGACAAAGGCCGUCAUCUGCCGCCUACCGUCCUCUGGGCCUUGGGCUAUGGGGACGUUCGUCUCAUUUACUCAACACAAGUCCCCCGGUGAGGACGCUCUUCCUGGUUGGCUUGGGCUAUGGGGAAAUUCCUCUUGGUUGGCUUGGGCUAUGGGGAUAUUCGUCUUGGUUGGCUUGGGCUAUGGGGACGUUCAUCCCAAAAACAACGGCCGUCCUCUGUCACCUAUCGUCCUCUGGGUCUUGGGCUAUGGGGGCAUUCGUUCCGGUUGGCUUGGGCUAUGGGGACAUUCGUCCCAUACAGGGAGAGACGGAAGACCAACUUAACGGCAAAUCAGCGGAAUUGCCGUCCAGGUCACUCUAUAUAAGUAGGAGAUUCGUAGUAAAACUGUAGAAGCUAGCCUUCCACUCUAAUCAUCCAAAACACCAAAUUUUAAUGAAGACAGACCUCUUAAAAAAUAGAAUAUUUAAAUCGGAUUUGACUUUGCACUUUAUUACUGACUGUCAAUACUUAUUAUAACUUUACAAGUUGUAAAAACUAGUUUUAUCAUCUAAAACAUGGUGUUUUAAAAUGGGAUUUGAUUUCAUCCUCUUACACCCAACCAUUACCUACCCCAACAGCUUCCAACCAACUUCCCAUAUCUUCACCAUCUCGGGGCACCCAGGAUACAGAGCUAGUAUCCACCCCUACGUCGACCACACCCUAUCCAAAUCCCUAUGAAAUACCUACCACUCAGUUAGCUAAUAACCUUUUCCUCCGAACCCUUUCCACUGAUGACCAUGACCUUACACCUUAUGAAAAGGAUCUAAUUGCGGUCUUCCACAAACAUAAUCGCCCACAACCGAGCACUUACCGUGAAAGUCUCCAUGGCCUCAAACGUUGGCAUGAGGACCCCGACGAUUCAGAACCUCAUGAGGGGAAGAACAAGCGACCACGACACUUGAGCAAGGUGCUUCUACUAGCCACGUCCCGCAGCCAACCCAACCUUCACAAUCAACCAACCAACAACCACCCACCUCUAGCCAUAACCAAGCCAAACUCACUAGCACGGUCGAGCUAGUUGAAACAUCCUGAGUCUUAUCUCCAAGAGAUACUGUCUGAGGAGGGGAUGGAAGUCUUGACAAUGUUACCUCCGGUACAUCAUUAAAAUCAGGCCAUCAGUCAGAACUCACUUCGAAACUGAUGACAACAUCCUGAGGCUUGUCUUCAAGAGACACUGUUCGAGGAGGGGAUGGAAGUCCUGACGGUGCUACUACAGAUACAUCUAUUAGGUCAGGCCAUCAGCCAGAACCUUGUUCAAAGCUGAUGACAACGGGCAAUCCGAGUGAACCCGGUUGUGCUUCCCAAGAAAGAUCACCGCUCCAACAAUAGCAACGAGUUCCAUACAUUAUUCCGUCCAAGGACAUCCAUGACACGCUAGAGGAUGCGGUGAUACAUGACAAGUGGCCACACAAAUGGACAUAGUGGGAUGAUCUCAGAUGCGAAGCCGAAACAGAUGAUAUGCAACGGAACUGGUGGCUUCGCGAACUACUGGCCAGGUGUGCUGAAGAUAUAAUACGCCUUGAUAAAGAGCAACUCAAAGCAGGGGAAGAUUAUAAGGAAACUCCCAAGGAGCUUGAAACGAUAAUCAGACAAUCAGCGGGUCAAAUGCCCUCAAAAGAAAAGCUCUGGGAGAACAUACAAAUCAAUGCCCCCUUUCAAGAGGAAAUCAGAAACGGAAUCUGGAGAAUACCUGGAAAGCUCAAGAAACUCGAUGAACUGAAAAUCCGUGCCGUCACUCAUCUUAAAGGCAAAUAUGUAGGCGGACAUCUCCACAUGCUACAACAUAGGUCAUAAGGAAAACAAAGAGAGAUUCUUGAACGAGAUAUGAGGUCCAGCAUUCAUCCAAUCAGCGGUAUUCUCGAUGUGCAUAAAGAAGACCACCACACAGUGCCAUUCUACAGCUUCAUAGUUCAACGCACUGACUCGAGCGUAUUUAUCUGCCAAGAGAAUGACUUCAUAAUGAUGAAAAUGGAUGAUAUCUACCAGAUGUUCAUGGUAUGCAGAUAUCUCCCGCUAAAUCGCAACAGAGUCUACAAGGAAGGAUUUGAGGCAAUCAAACGGUUUAUGCUCAGGCAAAUCAGAUUCUACGCUGCUCAUGAUCUGCAAAUGGCCCUCGAGAACAAUGUUCGAAAGGCCAAUCUCACAAAGCCAAUCUUGUACGAUGCCGAGCUAGAAGACUAUGAACCGUAUCAUAUUUUCAAGGAUCCAGUCUCAAUACUCUAUCUCAAUCAUAAAGAGCGAAAGCGCCUCAUGUGGGUAGAAGACAUCCACAAGUAUUUUGAUGGGACCUUGAAAAUCAAAAGUUGCAAUCUAUUACAGAAGAUCUCGACCAAAGACUUGCUGAAGCUACUGAUGAAGAGGUGAAAGAGUACGACAAAGUGGAGACCAUUUUGAAGCCCAUCAACAAGCAACUUGACAAAAGAAGGUCAUUGAGAUCAUAUGAGCAUGCACUGAACUUCAGGAAACAUUACUUCAAGUCUCAGAAAGAAACGCAAGACGGCACUUGAUCAAAAAGGGGGAGAUUGUUGAAGAUUAUUCUGUUGUGAAUCAAGUUUGUCAGAUCUAUAUUGUAAUAGCUUAGCCUUUAUUAUACCUUGUGUAAUUAAUGUUUGUAUUUAUUAGGGUAUAAAGGAUAUGGGGCCAAAGUGUCAGGCCCAUAUACCUGGCUGAAAGCUUUUACGCAAACCUGCCUUCGCCUAUAAAUAUAUGCGUAAGGCUUAGGUUUGCGUUAACUUUGCAUUUGAUCUUAUCAGCCUUAGCGCUCAUCCUUGUGUUGUAAAGUUCACGGUUAAUCAAAGAGGAGUUUAAAGGAUCUUCACUGUGUUCAUCUUUCUGUUACUCUAAUCUUUGUUAUAUCAUUAUAUAUUGCUGUAAUCUACAAAAUAGGGAAAAACAUGAUGUGACCCAGACCAAAUAACGUGUAGAAAACACAAGAACAUGGCGAAUCGAUCCGAUUUUAACCGGUACCCGGUCGGGUAAGUACUAUACCCGGUCGGGUACCCGGCCAAAGAUGUUGAAAAACACCUAUUAAUAACACACUUUUCCUUCACUAAUUUUCAUCCCUUCUUCCAUACUCUUAAGCUCAGUUUAGAAUAGCAUUUCUUUAUAAUUUUCUAGCUAUGUUUAGUCUCCAAAUGAGGAGCUAAACUUCCAAUUCUUGGUGUUGCUCUUGAAGCUUGUUGAUUAUUAAAUGUUGUGAGUUAUUUUCUUAACUUCUUCCCUUGAAUAUUAAUUAUUAGUUCUUUCCUUAAUACUAUCUCUAUAUUAAUGUUGGGGAGUGUUGCUAAGAUGACAAUUAGUUAACAUCUUGACAUUAGUUAGAGUAGUAUUUUCUUCCUCUAUAUUAAUGUUGGGGAGUGUUGCUAAGAUGACAAUUGGUUAACAUCUUGAUAUUAAUUAUAGUAGGAUUCAUCUCCUUUAAUAAUAUUCUUCCUUGAAUAUUAAUUAAUUCCUAUUCAUAUUUCAUAUUAAUAUUUUGAACAUUACUUAAAGGAUCAACUAGUUUUGUUUCAUAUAUUAAUUAUUACUAGAAACGAUCGACGAACCGAUGGUUAAUCGUUGAUGGUUUCACAAGUAAGUAACUUCGGUUUAUUAAUGCACGGUCGUGGUUGAUAAACUUAAGAGGAAUUAAUUUUGUUGGUUAAACCGAAACCGUUGUGUUGAGGUUAUUAAUCUCAAUUGAUUUCAUCAAGGAGUUAAGAGAUUAAAUGCUACUAUCAAGUCGGUAUAUGGCGGUGUUCUAUACUUGACUAAUAGUAAGAGUUAUUAAUGAACGGUCGUGGUUAAUAACUACCCUCGAUGAAUUGGAUAUACUCCUCGAUUGAGUAUUCGAGAGGGAAUAAGUUAUAGAUAUAACAAUGAUCGACUAAAAUAUAUCAACAAGUGGAAAGUAGCAAUGCCAAGUGCUUUUAUCUUUGAAUUAAAACACAUAUAGGUUGUUCAUCUUACUUUUUAAAUUAAACCAUUCAAUCCCAAAACCCCCCUUUUUAUUUACUAGUUUCAUAAAAAGAGAAUUAUUCCUUUCCCUGUGGAUACGAACCUUACUACACUAUACUACGUAUAAGUGUUGUAUUGAUAUUUAUUUUGACGCGACACGACAAAGUGCUCGUCAAAUUUGGCGCCGUUGCCGGGGAAAGGCAAUUAAUUUUUCUUUUUAUUUCAAGAAAAAUAAAAAAUAAAUAUUAUUCAAGUAUAAAGAUUCCUAUUUCUUCUGAGCUUUGUAGUAUAUGGUUAAAUAUCGUUCACUGAACGAAAUCACCUACCAAUAAAACCCCGAAAUAGAACAAACUCUCGAGCGGUUGAAAAAUAAAUUCUCAAGCUCCGACUCGGGGGAAUCAUCGAGUGCUAGUUCUCAUUCUAGCGAUACCGAAGAGCCAAUCACUAUGGCCCUUGAAACAAGAACAUUGAGGGAGCUCACGGCUCCGAAUCUUAACCAACAACCGCUAUGUAUCACCUUCCCUACUCUUGAUGAAGGUGCUACAUUUGAGCUCAAAUCGGGGCUCAUCCAUUUACUUCCUUCAUUCCAUGGUCUACGAGGCGAGGACCCGAACAAACAUCUCUCGAAAUUCCAUAUUGUUUGCACAAGCAUGUGCCCAAAUGGAGUCACUGAGGAGCAGAUCAAGUUGAGGGCCUUUCCAGUCUCCCUCAAGGAUACCGCAAAAGAUUGGCUAUUCUAUCUUCCUUCGGGAAGUAUAGGUACAUGGGCGGCCACGAAAGCAAAUCAGCAAUGUGGAGCAGAAAGAUGAUGAACCGUUCUACGAAUAUUGGGAACGAUUCAAGAAACUUUGUGCGAGCUGUCCAUACCACGGCUAUUCGGAGCAAGAUCUCAUCCUAUACUUCUAUGAUGGUCUUUGCAAUGAUGAUAGGCGGAUGAUCAACGCCGCAUGUGGAGGGGGGAUCGUCAACAAAACGCCUUCUCAAGCUAUGAAUCUUAUCUCGGAGUUGGCCGAGAAUUCUAGAUAUUACAAUGGGCGGUCCUCAACGCGAAGGGUUGCCGCAGCGGAGUCCACUCCAUCAUUGGAGAGUCAAGUAGCCAGCUUGACUUCUUUGGUAAAAGAUUUUCUGUUAAAACCCAAAAACCAAGAAGUCAAGGUAUGUGGCAUUUGUGCAACACAAGGGCAUUCUACCGAUUCAUGCCCUUCAUUACACGAAGAACAAGUCAACGCCUUGAAUUUCCAAGGCCAUCAACAAAAGAGGUACGAUCGACACUCUAACACUUACAACCCCGGGUGGAGAGAUCAUCCCAACUUGAGAUACGAGAAUCCUCAACAACAACCUCCCCAAGGCCAAACUUCAAGCUCAAAUAUGUCCACUGAAGACAUGAUUCGAGCACUUACCAUGAGUGUAUCAACGAUACAACAAAGUGUGGCCCAAUUUCAAGAAACGACUAAAUCUAGCAUCCAAAAUUUGGAGAACCAAAUGAGCCAAAUUUCGAGUGUUGUAAGUCGGCUCGAGGCAAAAGAUUCGGGUAGACUCCCUUCUCAAACGGAGCAAAACCCAAGACAACAUGUCAAUGCAAUCAUGUUGAGGAGCGGUAAGGAGUUACAAGCAAAGGAAGUUGAAGAAGACAAGGUUGACAAAGAUGAGGUUGGCCACAACGAGGAGGAGCCAACAAAAGCUAAAUUUCCACCAUUGUCCUCAUAUGAACCACCACCCCCAUUCCCCGAAGCACUGAAGGAAACAAGGAAGCUGGAGAAAGAUGGUGACAUGUAUGAGACUUUCACCAAAUGUGAGGUAAACAUUCCGCUCCUUAACUUAAUUAAAAGUGUUCCCCGUUUUGCUAAAUUUUUUAAAGAAUUAUGCACAAUGAAAAGGAAAAGCAAAUUGAAGGGAAAACAAAAGGUGGAGGUUAGUGAACGUGUCUCGGCGAUAUUCCAAAAGAAACUUCCCGAGAAAUGUAGCGAUCCAGGCAUGUUCACUAUCCCAUGCACAAUAGGGGACACUUUAUUUCCUAGGGCCUUGUUGGAUUUAGGGGCUUCAAUCAAUGGUAUUCCAUAUUCAUUAUACAAGUCCUUAAACCUUGGCCCAAUGCAUAAAACUGGGGUAGUAAUCCAAUUGGCGGAUGGGUCUAGCACAUACCCAAAAGGCGUUAUAGAGGACGUACUCGUAAAAGUUGAAAACCUGGUUUUUCCUGUUGACUUCUACAUCCUUGAGAUGGGCGAUGCUGAUCAAACAACUCCCAUCCUUUUAGGUAGACCUUUCUUGAAAUCCGCCAAAACAAAAAUUGAUGUGUCUAGUGGUUCAUUAACAAUAGAAUUUGAUGACCAAAAAGUAGAAUUCAACAUCUUUGAUUCCACCAAAAAACAAAUUAAAGAUCGAUCUCUUUGUUCUUUAAAUGUUUUUGAACCACCAACACUAAAUAUUUUUGUUGAAGAGGAAACUAAAAAAUUCUCAAUUUUUAGAGAAUUAGAAAUUGAGCCAAAAAAAUCCAUUUUGAAAGGAGAAGAACCGAAAAAGUCACCUCAGCGCGAGGUAAAACCACCUACUAUUGAGGUGGUAACAAGGAAGAAAAUUUGGCCUUACGAGAAAAGGCCGAGGAAGAAAGUUGAAAUUAGGCCAAACUUGGCCUUUGAAAAUGAAACAAGGGAUGUUCAAUAUAUCCGGUCGGGUAAAUACACAGAAGGGCAACUGAAGAAGAAAUCCGACUGGGUAAACACACCCACCCGACCGGAACAAAAAAAAUGAAAAAUAAAAUAAAAUAAAAUAAAAACUAAUACCCGAUCGGGUAAGUGGCUAUACCCGACCGGGUAUUUUCCCGAGAAACGUACUGCAUAAGACGGUGGUCCCCAUCCUGGAAGGAAUGGGUGAGCCGACCGUGAACUGGACACGAUGGCGCUGAUGGGCCGAUCGUACAACAUAAAAUAGUGGUCCUCAUCUGCUCUUCGUAUUUGCCCUUUAGCCCGGUCCUUUGGAUCCUGAGCUGAGCCACAACCUCGUACUUUGCGUGGAACGGUUUUGAUCCCUUUUUGGGGGGUUUCUUUUCUUCUUUGUGUGAUUCUUCUCUAGAUUCUUUUAUUUGAUCCUUCUUUGGAUUCAUUUAUCUCUUCGUUCCGUCACCUGCUCCUCGUCGUACCUGCUCGUUUAGCCCGAUCCUUUGGAUCCUGAGCCGAACAUAGCCAACGUAGUCGGUGUGGAACGACCUUCUCUCCUUGUGUGAUCCUUCCCUGGAUUCUUUUAUUUGAUCCCUCUCUGGAUUCUUUUAUCUGAUACUUCUUUCGAUUCCUUUAUCUGAUCCUUCUCUGGAUUCUUUUAUCUGCUCCUUCUCUGCAUUCUUUUAUAUGGUCCUUCUUUGGAUUCUUUUAUAUCAUCCUUCUCUGGAUUCUUUUAUCUAAUCCUUCUCUGGAUUCUUUUAUCUGUUCCUUCUUUGGAUUCUUUUAUCUGAUCUUUCUCUGGAUUCUUUUAUAUGAUCCUUCUCUGGAUUCUUUUAUCUGAUCCUUCUUUGGAUUCUUUUAUCUCUCCGUUCCAUCACUCGCUCCUCGUCGUACCUGCUCGUUUAACCCGAUCCUUCGGAUCUUAGGCCAAACGUAGCCAACGUAGUCAGUGAAGGAACGGCCUUUCCCCUUUCUUUGGGGAUUUCUCUCUUUCUUCUUUUGUUUGAUCCUUCUCGGGAUUCUUUUAUCUGGUCCUUCUCUGGAUUUUUUUAUCUGACCCUUCUUUGAAUAUGAUGAUGGCACCGUAUUAGGGGGUCGGUGGCAAAAUAAAGGUGUCAGCGGUAGGAGCCGAUCUGAAAGAAAAAAUCAACGGUCCCCAUCCGCGAGGAGCGGGGAUGAGGCCGGUCCUCAACUAUGAGGAUGGCACCGUAUCAGGGGUCGGUGGCCAUGUAAUGAUGUCGGUGCUGGGAGCCGAUCUGAAAGAAUAAUUCAACGGUCCUUAUCCGCGAGGAGCGAGGAUAAGGCCGGUCUUCAAAUAUGAUGAUGGCACCGUACCAGGGGGUCGGUGGCCAUGAAUGAUGUCGGCGCUCGGAGCCGUUUUGAAAGAAUAAAUCAACGGUCCUCAUCCGCGAGGAGCAGGGACAAGGCCGGUCUUCUAAUAUGAUGAUGGCAUCGUACCAGGGGUCGGUGGCCAUGUAAUGAUGUCGGCGCUGGGGGCCGAUUUGAAAUAAUCAACGGUCCUCAUCCGCGAGGAGCGAAGACAAGGCCGGUCUUCGAAUAUGAUGAUGGCACUGUACCAGGGGGUCGGUGGCCAUGAAAUGAUGUCGGCGCUAGGACCGAUAUGAAAUAAUCAACGGUCCUCAUCCGCGAGGAGCGGGGACGAGGCUGCCCUUCAACUAUGAUGAUGGCACCGUACCAGGGGGUCAGUGGCCAUGAAAUGAUGUCGGCGCUGGGGCCGAUCUGAAAGAAUAAAUCAACGGUCCUCAUCCGCGAGGAGCGGGGACGAUACCACCCUUCGAAUAUGAUGAUGGCACCGUACCAGGGGGUCGGUGGCCAUGAAGUGAUGUCAGCGUUGGGGCCGAUUAGGGGUGGACCGGUUCCGGUUCGGGCCUGGGCCCGGCCGGGCCUCGGUUCAAGAAGGGGAGGCCCGGAACCGACCCGGGUAACCCCCGGGUCCGGGCCGGGCCGGGCCUCGGGUAUUUUUUUUUUUGGGGCUUUUCCUAGUUAACCCCCACCCCUCCCCCUCACCCCCAAACCAACCCUAACCACCUCAAAUGGCCCAAAAUACCCAGCCCAACCCAAAAACUCAAAAAAAAUUCAAAAAAAAAUUAAAAUUGGCCCGGCCCGGGCCCGAACCGGCCGGGCCGGUUCACCUUUUGAAGGGCCCGAGCUCGAACCGAGAAUCCACCGGGCCGGGUGGCCCGAACUGGCCAACCAACCGGUUCACCGGGCCGGUCCGGGCCCGCACAGUGGCGGGCCGGUUGGCCCGGCCCGAGUCCACCCCUAGAGCCGAUAUGAAAUAAUCAACGGUCCUCAUCCGCGAGGAGCGGGGACGAGGCCGGUCUUCGAAUAUGAUGAUGGCACCGUACCAGGGGGUCGGUGGCCAUGAAAUGAUGUCGGCGCUGGGGCCGAUAUGAAAUAAUCAACGGUCCUCAUCCGCGAGGAGCGGGGACGAGGCCGCCCUUCAACUAUGAUGAUGGCACUGUACCAGGGGGUCGGUGGCCAUGAAAUGAUGUCGGCGCUGGGGGCCGAUUUCUGAGCUGGAUGGAAUCUUUGUUCCUUCAUCCGUUCACUUACCUGUCCAUUUGGCCCGGUCCUUUGGAUCCUGAGCUGGGCUCGGCCGCGAUUGUGAUGAGGAACGGGUUUAUCCCCUUUGGGGAUUCCCCAGUGCCCCUCUGAUUUUUUUUUUUUGCUUUUUUUUAGGGGUCUUUGAAUAUGAUUAUGUAUGCCGAGCCGAGAGGCCGUUCGUGAUAUACGUGUGUCGGUCAGGAGGGGCCGAUCAAGUGUUUCCAUGCAACAGCUCUCGUCCGCGCGGCGCAGGGAUGAUACAGGUCUUCAAGGUGUAAACACGUCGUUCCGUGAGGUCGGUCGUGAUGUAAAGGAUGGUCUCACAGCCCUCGGUCGCGAUGGUCUCCUCUGGGCAAUCAGCUCCUGGUGUGGAGAUGUUCGUCUCACGGUUAUUGCCCGCGACGGUCUCCUCCUGGCCCUCGGCCUCUUGGGGAAGUACGAACGUCUCGCGGCCCCUUUCUUUAGCCAGUUUGGAACGUCUUCUGAACCCAUGCCGAAUGUCUUUUAAUUUUCUGCUCGGGCGCAUUGAGCAACCUUGGCUGCAUAACUAACAUGGUAAUGGGCCGUUCGGCCCGACAAUAUAUAUACACAUAUGGCUAUCUACGUGGCUUUAUUC
Cuscuta europaea is the source of this 16864-nucleotide messenger RNA. The record is from the annotation of a GenBank genome assembly. Lineage: Eukaryota; Viridiplantae; Streptophyta; Magnoliopsida; Solanales; Convolvulaceae.